Messenger RNA from Botrytis byssoidea, 1671 nucleotides. RefSeq lists its product as uncharacterized. The transcript is spliced from 4 exons. Gene Ontology annotation, biological process: transmembrane transport. The coding region runs from base 1 to 1671 and encodes 556 amino acids. Gene Ontology annotation, molecular function: transmembrane transporter activity. Lineage: Eukaryota; Fungi; Ascomycota; Leotiomycetes; Helotiales; Sclerotiniaceae. The record is from RefSeq and is a predicted model, not a curated record.
AUGUCCGAAACCAAGAUUCCCCCCGAACCUUCCGUGAUCCUGGAAUCACUCUCCACAGAAACAAACACGCAGCCUACCCAAAUCGAAACCGAGCCACCAUCUGAAUAUAUCUUCAAUCAUGACUACAGGUUCUGGUGCAUCAUGAUUGCUCUCUGCACAAUGCAAAUCCUGCGUUCGCUUGAAAAUACCGUUGUGGUGACUUCUCUCCCGACGAUUGUGAAGCAUUUGGAUCUGGGGAGUAGUUAUAUCUGGGUGACCAACAUAUUUUUCCUCACUGGUGCAGUCACCCAACCUCUAACCGGUCAACUAGCCGAUCUCUUCGGCAGAAGACACAUCGCGCUCCUCUUCGUCGCCUUGUAUACACUCGGUAGCGGCAUCUGCGGGGGUGCAAAUACCUCAGCAAUGUUGAUCGCUGGUCGUGCAAUACAAGGUGCGGGAAGUGGAGGCAUGACUGCGAUUAUGGGGAUUGUGAUUUCGGAUCUGGUGCCGCUGCGUUGGAGGAGUGCGUAUCAGGCGACUUUGGCGGGGACGUAUGCGUUUGGCAUGGCGAUUGGACCGGUUGUUGGGGGGGUAAUUGUGCAGAGGACGGGGUUUUAUAUUAAUCCUCCGAUUUGUGGGGUGUCGUUUGUGCUUUUGUGGUGGUUUCUUAGGGUUAAGUGGGAUAGGGAAUUGGAUGUUUGGGUUAGACUUAGACGGAUUGAUGUGAUAGGAAAUGGCCUUCUGGUGGUAUCUACGGUAUCGAUACUUAUUGCGUUGACUUGGGCUGGAUCUUUGUAUGCCUGGUCAUCUUUUAGAUUUAUUGUCCCGCUUAUCCUUGGGCUUGUCGGACUUGUGGGAUUCUUUUGGGUGGAGAGUUCUGGGUGGAUAGUAGAGCCUGUAAUGCCCCGCCGCCUCUUCGCAAAUCGCACUGCAAUAAUAAUCUACAUCAACACCUUCAUAAUCUCCAUACUCAACUACUGGAUAUUUUUCUUCCUCCCACUUUACUUCCAAGCCGUCCGUCUCUCCAGCCCCACUCGCUCCGGCGUGCAAAUCCUUCCCAUAACCCUCAUCGCCAUCCCGGGCGCCGCAAUCGGCGCACUCGCUCUCUCCAGAUGGGGAAAAUACAAACAUUUCCACAUCACUGGGUUUGCGCUUCUCGCAGCCGGAAUCGAUUCUCUCUCCACCCUCACCAAAUCUUCAAGCACAGCACAGUGGAUCUGUCUCCAAAUUCUCCCAUCUGUCGGUGCAGGUAUGGUUCUCGAUACGCUCCUCCCCGCCGUCCAAGCCGGCGUCGCAGAAGUAGAUUCCGCUGCCGUGACGGCAAGUUGGUCGUUCGUGCGCAGCUUCGGUAAUAUUUGGGGCGUGCCUAUUCCAGGUGCUGUGCUUAAUAUAUAUAGUACUCGUUAUGCUUAUGAGGUGAUAACGGAUCCUACGGCGAAAUUAGCGCUGCAGAAUGGAAAUUCGUAUUCGAGUGCGACGCGCGAGUUUAUAGAGUCGUCUACUGAACCGACGAGGAGUCAGAUUAUUGGGGUUUUUGCAAAGGCGCUGAGUAGAGUUUUUUUGAUUGGAAUGGUGUUUCCGAUUUUGGCAUUUAUUUUGUCGUUUUGCGAGAGAGAGGUGAAGUUGAGGAAGGUUUUGGAGACUGAGUUUGGACUUGAGGAGAGGACCGAGGGGAAACGAGAUGGGAGGUAA